GGCUGCGAUGGAAGCGGAAACACGUCAGGCGAUGAUGGCGGCUGCAGGCGGUGCGGCGGCCUGAUUGGCUGUGGCUGACAGUGCGGUGGAUGAGCGGACAUGGCGGGCCUCAGUGCUAUGGAGAAGAAGCUUGCCGAGUACAAGUGUAACACAAAUGAAGCCAUUAAAUUAAAGUUAGUGCGUUUUCCUGACGAUAUUGAGGAUGAUAGCACAGCCUUUAAUCCGGAGUUCAGUCACCAGUUAUUUGGAGAUGAUGAAGUGGCUUUUGGAUACAAAGGUUUGCAGAUCUUGCUGUACUACAGCGCGGGGAACCUCUCCACCAUGUUCCGUGUACAGUAUAGUUCCAAGGUUGAUGACACAUUUGAUGGUGUUCAGGCUGAUGAUGUUGAAAACAAAAUCCGUGAAAUCGUCCCUCCAGGAUUUUGCUGUGGUACAGAUGACUUUAUAUCGUUAUUGGAAAAGGAGGUUAACUUUAGGCCAUUUGGCACUAUAAUUCACAGCUAUAACAUUUUUAACGAAGAUGCUGGCGAAGAAAUCACAUACCAGAUAUGUAAGGCUGACAUGACCUGUCCAGGCUUCAGAGAGUACCAUGAAAGGGUUCAGACGUUCUUGAUGUGGUUCAUUGAAACGGCCAGCUACAUUGAUGUGGAUGACGAGCGAUGGGACUACUUUCUGGUAUUUGAGAAGUACAAUAAGGACGGGACUACACUCUUUGCGACUGUAGGCUACAUGACAGUCUAUAAUUACUAUGUGUACCCAGACAAAACCCGGCCACGUGUAAGCCAGAUGAUUAUUUUGCCUCCAUUCCAGGGCGAGGGACAUGGCGCCCAACUACUAGAAACAGUUCAUAGAUACUAUGUUACCUCUCCCAAUAUUUUGGAUGUUACAGCUGAAGAUCCAUCAGAAAAUUUUGUCAGGCUCCGAGACUUUGUUCUUGCAAAGCUUUGCCAGAAUCUGCCAUGCUUCUCUCCUGAAAAACUUCUUGAAGGGUUCAGUCAAGAAAUGGUGACAGAGGCUCAACAGAAACUCAAGAUAAAUAAGCAACAUGCAAGACGUGUUUAUGAAAUUCUUCGACUUCGUGCAACAGACAUGAGUGAUCCUGAAAAAUCCAGGGCUUACAGACUAGACAUCAAAAAGAGACUUGUUGGCCCAUAUAAGAAAAAUCAGAGAGAAAUGGCCAAGAUGAGAAGGUGUUUAAAACCAGAGGAGCUUACUAACCAGAUGAACCAAAUAGAUCUGAAAACACAGCAUGAGCAACUGGAGGAGAGCUAUCAGGAGCUGGUGACUGAGUACAGGAGGACAGUGGAAAGGCUUGCCCAAGUGUAGAUCUUGUCAGUGCUCUUUAAACUUGUCUCAACUACUUUACAGCCUGAUGUCGCCAGUCAAUCUGUUUCAUAUAAAGCCUACUGAGUACUAUUAAAAGUACUGUCGCUGUAUUCCGGACUUUAAAUUCAGACGUGUGGCAUUCAGUUGUAACCUGUUAUUGGCGGUGGCAUUAAACUGGUGCUUGCUGCUUAACCAAAGUCUAUAUACCGACACACACCGUUGGUUUCAAAACCACUUGUUGAAGAUUGCAUUAUCUGGCGGGUGCCUUUGUUUUGAAGGGUCAAAAUUGAUCUUUAGGCAAAAUGUUUUUUUGGUGACUUUGUAUAAUUCUGAGGUUCUUCAUUCAUCAUUGUUCGCAUCCGUUUUCACAUGUAAAUAUAUCAUGUACUACUCACCCCGGCUCAUUUUUCCUAUAAAUACACAUCUCUGGUUUUCUGUGCUCUUCAGCUGUUUUAUUUUUCUAGUUGACUAAAUUGAAAUGUCUGUAUUAUUCAGUAGCACUUAAAGCUAAAAAUAAAAAGGAAGAAAAGUAAUUUUAUGCGCUUGUGUUUUCUUCGUAAUAC
Nanorana parkeri is the source of this 1889-nucleotide messenger RNA. RefSeq names its product histone acetyltransferase 1 (gene HAT1). The transcript has 11 exons. Gene Ontology annotation, molecular function: histone binding; histone H4 acetyltransferase activity. Gene Ontology annotation, cellular component: nucleus. Gene Ontology annotation, biological process: subtelomeric heterochromatin formation. The record is from RefSeq and is a predicted model, not a curated record. Bases 100 to 1326 code for a protein of 408 amino acids. Lineage: Eukaryota; Metazoa; Chordata; Amphibia; Anura; Dicroglossidae.